CUCAUCCCCCGUCCAGGACCUCCCCCCAGACUUAUCGAAGGUCCUAGAACUGGUGACAGAAGUCUGUAUCAACAACAAGUCCUCGACGAAGAUACGUACACCGAAGCUCUUUCACAUAUCAUCACCCGUGAUUUCUUCCCAAACCUUCCCCAUAUACACGCUACCAACGCCUAUCUCACCGCUUUGACCAACAAUGACCCCGAACUUCUUUCUUCCGCUAUCCGACGUCUUGCCGCUUUGGCUCAAGAGAAAGAUGACGCUCGAUCGGGAUCAAACAAUGGGCAAGAACAACGUGACGCUGAAGAAUCCAGAAGGAGGGAGUUGGAGAAUAUGGGAACACCUUAUAUUACCAUGCCGGGGAAUAGAAGGUCUCUUCGAACUCCCAUAGGAGCGAGAGGAUGGGAUACGCCAGAUGUCAGAGGUGAAUCCUCUACCAGACGACGGGAUGACGACGACGACGAAGAAGAUGUAGACGAAUUAGAGGGAGAUAAAGAUAGACCAGGUCCAUCUAAACCUAGAAAGCGACGGAAACCUCCUGCUCCACCGAAAGUCCGGGAUGAUUUGAGUCUCGAUGCUUUUCAACGAAAUUACACUUCCGAAGAUAACGCUUCUUUCGUUCAGAUCGUAGAUGCUGAGAACAAGCAAAGAAGGGAAGAAAGAUGGGGUUGGGCAUGGGAAGCUGAGAGAAAGGCAGAACAGAGACGUAUAGAGGGAGAAGAGAAGAGAAGGUUGUUGUUGGAAGCGGCUACGAGUGGGAAUUGGAGAGUGGAUGCCAAUGGGAAAAGACUUGUUGGUGGUUUGGAUGAAGGAGGGAGGGACAGGACAGAAGGAGAAGCAUGGAGAGACAGGAAGAUGAUCAGUUCCGGAGAUCAACCUACACAUACUGCUGCCGGUCAACUACCAAAGCAGGUAGAGGUAAUAGUAGCGGAGGGGACUCUGGUGCUUCACUCGGCGGGACAGACUUCAAACGCUCUCAUCACUAAGGCUGAUGCGGAGGCUUCAAUGGUUAAAACAACACCCGACUUGGUGGAGAAAGAAUUACCAGUGGAUCAUCCUCUGAGUCGCGUAUUGGAAGAAGCAGGUUUACCAACCACCGUACUGGUCUCUUCUGAAGACGGUGCCAUCGUUCCUCAUCGAGAAGCCGUCAAUGGAGAAGGGGAAGGUAGAGGUCGAGGAGUUGAGGAAAGAGAACGAAGGGAGAAAGUUGAGAAAGAUGUUAUGGGAGAGGUUCGAGGUGAUACAUUAUCUUUAGCUGGGAGUGGGACUGAUCAAUGGGGUUAUAAAACGAGAAACAAUUUUUAUUUUCCAGCUGAUGCCAAUACGGCACCUUAUCCAACAUCAAGAAACGUUGUCAAAACUUCUGAAGGUGCACGUCAAGCUCCACCUUCCAUAUCUCACGCCAAUACUCGAUUACAAGAUGAAGAAGAAGUUCGACCUGCUCAUACAUUUCGAGAAGGUAGUAAACGUAGUAGUAGUCCUGCUAGAAGUUGGAUAGAUGCCGCUGUUAAAGGUACACCAUGUGGAAACGUACCUGAUAUGCCUGAAAUAAACGGUUAUCCAUUAGUACCUACCAACCCAACACCUUUACCACAAGAUCUUCCAUCUUUACUCACUUGGGGAACACUCUUAUCGACCCCUAGAGCAUUAGAUGGAAAUGAUGAUCCUCUAGAUUUAUCAGGUCCAUCAUUCAAAUUACCAGAAUCAAAACGACGUGAUGAAUUAGGUAGAAAAUUAGGUGAUAAAGCAGGUAGAGCAAUGAACGAAAGAGCUAAAAGCUUUACACCUCAUCCUGAAAAAACAAGAAAAUCAUCAAAUGGUAAUAAAACACCAGGUCAAAUGUUACCUCCUUCAACUCCAAAACGUCAGGAUAAUCUUACUCCAGCAGCAAAGAAUUUAUUACAAAGAAGUUUAGGAAUGAGUCCUAUGAUUAAUUCUGGUAAAUCUGGACUAGGUAUUUCGACCGGAGCGAGAAGUAGAAGUGCUGUUAUGGAGAAAACUACAGGUUGGAAAAAUACA
Tremella mesenterica DSM 1558 is the source of this 2016-nucleotide messenger RNA. RefSeq lists its product as uncharacterized. The transcript has 5 exons. NCBI's taxonomy places the organism in Eukaryota, Fungi, Basidiomycota, Tremellomycetes, Tremellales, Tremellaceae. The annotation marks the transcript as partial. Gene Ontology annotation, cellular component: catalytic step 2 spliceosome. The record is from RefSeq and is a predicted model, not a curated record.